ACCUCUACUAUUUACCAAGUGGUGCUGGCAGCCGCUUUUACAAUCCAUCCUCCCCAUCCUUUUUAUAUAAUCCUUGCGAUCUCGCACCCCCCCAUCAUCGCCUCUCUUCCUUCCCUCUUCUUCUUCUUCUUCUUCUUCACUAUGACUUCGACUUCUAUCAAUAACAAUCCAACGCCCGCUCAGGAAGAAUUCCAGAGCUUCAUUGACAACAAUACCGACAAAGGAUCCCGUGUACAUCCAGAAGACAGAGACGACCACGACAGCGACCACAGCGAACAGGACGAAGAAGACCGUUAUCGUAACGCUCAGAUCGAAGAAGCCAUGCGUGCCCCCGUUAUCCGAUCUGGUGACAUCACGUUGCCGCCCGCUAGUUUCGACUCGGGACGUGCUACCGGCGUCAAGGGUGUCAUCGCUGAUGCAAGGGCCUAUGAACAGGCGCGCCAGGGCAAAUGGCGGAACAAAGUCAGCGCCGUGCGCCGCUCAGUCAUGGGUUUAUCCAUGACUGAUCGUCCAAACGGUACCAAUGUAUCAAGCCCCGCAGACAGCGAAGACGAUGUAGACUCCGAUGAGGAGGCCUUCUUACAGCAGUGGCGCGAGGCGAGGAGGCUGGAGUUGGAGGCCGAGGCCAAGAGUAAGAAUGUCCGUAGUCGCCGGACGAGUCCCAGUCCUCGCAUGUUCGGCCGCUUUGACACGGUGGAUGCCUUGGGUUACCUUGAUGCCAUCGAGAAAGUUGGCAGGGACACAACUGUCGUCGUAUUUGUUUACGAUCACGAGUGCCAAGUAUCAGGAAUGAUGGAAUCAGCCCUGCGCCCUCUCGUCUCCGCCUAUCCUUACAUCCACUUUGUGAAGGUGCACUAUGAGGACAUCGAAUUUGACAACGCCGCCGUCCCCACCAUCCUUGGCUAUCGAAACCAGGGAGACCUGUUCGCCAACCUCACGGGAAUAAUUGACAUGAUUCCCGAGGAUGAAGACUUUGAUACCGAUUCACUCAAGAAGGUGCUGCAACGCAGCGCUGUCUUAUAAGAUGGAUCCCCUCAAACCAUGCGCCUGGCCUGAGAACUACCCAGGCACUCUUUCGCCGUGCCGACUCAGACACCCUACGUCACCAGCCUA
This is a messenger RNA of Xylaria bambusicola, 1113 nucleotides long. RefSeq names its product thioredoxin-like protein. NCBI's taxonomy places the organism in Eukaryota, Fungi, Ascomycota, Sordariomycetes, Xylariales, Xylariaceae. The transcript has 2 exons. Bases 142 to 1023 code for a protein of 293 amino acids. The record is from RefSeq and is a predicted model, not a curated record. Gene Ontology annotation, biological process: regulation of G protein-coupled receptor signaling pathway.